This is a messenger RNA of Gigantopelta aegis, 2667 nucleotides long. RefSeq names its product abasic site processing protein HMCES-like. Lineage: Eukaryota; Metazoa; Mollusca; Gastropoda; Neomphalida; Peltospiridae. The record is from RefSeq and is a predicted model, not a curated record. Bases 594 to 1610 code for a protein of 338 amino acids. Gene Ontology annotation, biological process: DNA damage response. Gene Ontology annotation, molecular function: single-stranded DNA binding. The transcript is spliced from 9 exons.
UCUCUCUCUCUCUCUCUCUCUCUCUCGUCUCUUAUUUCUCUCCCUUCCUCCUUCCCACCAUCAAUGUCUUCACCGCUAUAAGACGACUGUCACUUUAUAGUACUUGCCAGUACAAGUGCUAACAACCUUUCUACAGUUUCCAUAAACAAAAGGACAUUUGAAUGCAUAGGGCCUACAUGAAUUUACAUAGAAUAUUUUAAUCAAGGAACUGUAAAUAUUUUACAGAAUCAUUGCUCAAAUUAUUUUUCUGAAGGGCAAAGGGCCUUUAAUGUUAGCAACAAAACUGUUGUCUGCAAUAUGCACAGUGCAGAGUUGAAUGAAAAUUUGGCAAAAUAGUUACUGAUUCCGCAAAUGUCCAUCUAUAGUCCGUACCACAGGGAUCGCAUUUUUUUCAUACUAUGUAAUUUACUACAAGUUAUUUAUUUCCGAGCCGAUUAAUUUGUAAAUUGCAUACACAAAUUGUAUUUCUUUGUUAUUUCCAAAACAAUUUUACUUUACUUCUUACUUUACAGCCACUCUUGAGGAGAUCCCUUACUGGACAAUACAUCCUUCUUGCACCGCCACUCCCUGACUAGUUGUGAUAACAUGCACUCAUGAAUCACUGUCAAAACAAUGAUAUCAGGGGUUCAAGAAAGUUGAGCAUAUCCUGCCUUCAUGAGUACUGCUAUCACAGUACACUUGCACCAGAUGACGUUUGUCAAGCAUGUUGUUAUGGCGACAGGGCAUCUGGGAAGAAGCAGAUGCCUGUUUGGAGAGAUGCACCAGGUGGUCAGCAAUAUUACCCAUCUCACAACAUUGCCCCCGGUUCCCACACGCCUGUGCUGAUCUCUAGUCAGCAUUACCCGAGUGAACUGAGUGAGAUGACGGCGCGGGUGGUGCAGCCCAUGAAGUGGGGCCUGACUCCAUCAUGGCACAAGGGUGACCCCAUGAAGAUGGAGUACGAAACCACCAACUGCCGAGCUGAGGGGAUGCUCACCAAGAAAACGUACCGGGCUCCUCUAGACAAGGGCCGGCGCUGUGUAGUGCUGGCAGAUGGGUUUUUUGAAUGGAAGCGAGACCAGAAAGUUAAGCAGCCAUAUUUCAUUUCAUUUUCAAAAGAUUCAGCUUCAACAGUAAAGAAAGAAGACAUUGUUGUCAAGCACGAAGAUGACGAAUUGAAGCACAAUGUUGAAGACUCUGACAAAAGAUUACUGACGAUGGCCGGUGUUUUUGACAUAUGGAAACCACCUGAUGGUGGUGCUCCCAUCUUCUCAUACAGCGUGAUCACUGUCAAGUCGUCUCCUGCAAUGUCGUGGAUUCACGACAGAAUGCCAGCUAUACUUACAACAGAUGAAGAAAUCGAGGACUGGCUGAAUUUUAGUACUGUUCCACUGGUAAAGGCUUCCAAGCUGAUCCGACCAGUUGAAUGUGUGUCCAUGUAUCCCGUCUCAACUAUUGUGAAUAACUCUCGGAACAAGUCUCCAGACUGCACAAAACCCAUUGAUUUACAAAAGUCUACGAAAACUGCGAGCAGUAACUUCAUGAUGAACUGGCUGAAACCUAAAACCAAGUCUGAUGUUAAAACGGAUGAACCAGAUGUGAAGAAGAUCAAACAUGAAAACACAGAUUAGCUUCAGUUUCUUGUUGAAUGUGAACAAAUAUUUAGCGAAGUAGUUAAUCUCUACCUCAUUGCUUCUGCUGGACUUCGUUAUUAGUCUGAUGCAGACAACGUUCAUAGCUAAUCAUCAUUCUUGCAUAACCAGCUUUUAUCCUUGAUCCUUGUGGUACUUGAUCAGUACACUUUGCUUCUGCUGGACUUCGUUAUUAGUCUGAUGCAGACAACGUUCAUAGCUAAUCAUCAUUCUUGCAUAACCAGCUUUUAUCCUUGAUCCUUGUGAUACUUGAUCAGUACACUUUGCUUCUGCUGGACUUCGUUAUUAGUCUGAUGCAGACAACGUUCAUAGCUAAUCAUCAUUCUUGCAUAACCAGCUUUUAUCCUUGAUCCUUGUGAUACUUGAUCAGUACACUUUGCUUCUGCUGGACUUAGCUAAUCAUCAUUCUUGCAUAACCAGCAUUUAUCCUUGAUCCUUGUGAUACUUGAUCAGUACACUUUGCUUCUGCUGGACUUCGUUAUUAGUCUGAUGCAGACAACGUUCAUAGCUAAUCAUCAUUCUUGCAUAACCAGCUUUUAUCCUUGAUCCUUGUGGUACUUGAUAAGUACACUUCAUUGCACAAUUUUAGAGUUAACAUAUUUUGACAUACUAUUAUCCCAGAAUUUCCAUCAAGUCUGAGAAACAUUCUGGAAGUGGUGUCGGACUUUGUGUUCUGGUGUAUUUAUCUCAUGGUUACAUUUGUUUGUCUGCAACUAUUAUACAACUCCCAUUUUUGUUAUGUUCAUUAAUGGAAAGAAAGGAUUUGUUUUGUUAGUUUAUUUUUUUGCAUCUGCUAGUAUCGGAUAUUCCUCAUGAACUUUUAUUCUCAAACUAAAAGUGAGAUACUGCCGAUCAUUUUAGUGCUUCCAUGUAUACGCUGGUACUAGAUCGGACAUCAGCACGUACCUAUUGCCAGUGGUGGUUGAAAAUUUCAGAUGCUGACGUUGCACACUAAGAUGUCGGUGUCCAAAACAUCUUGCAUUCAUUGCCAAUCACACUCAGUCUGUAGUUUUAUUUGUAAUAUAAUUUAAUAUUC